AGGAGGGAGAGCUGGAAGCCCGGCCUUGAGCCUUGAAUCCCCAUGUGGUCAUCGUGGGAUAGGACUGGGCAGGCUUGCUGGUGGCUUCCUACGUGGGCCUCAGUUUCCCCAUCAAUGGCAAGCCUGUGCCAUCCCAGCCACAGCCUCAUGGCUCUGUGCCAGCCUUCUGCAGGGGCACCCGUGCAUCAUGCAGCAAAGGGAAACUGAGCUGUGGGAAGCGAAGGGAGAUGCAUUCUCCCCAGCAGGGGUGUGGGCUUGCCUCAGUUUCCCUGCUGGAGGUCAGCUUUCCAGCCUGUGCCUCUAGGUUGAGCUGUUUAACCCUUUAAACCUCCAGACAAAGCACGACUCCUUUUCCAGGCUGUGUGAGAGGGCACAUCCUUCCCAAACCCAGCUGGGGUGUGAUGGGCAGGACACGCGGGCAGCCUGGGAGCCUGAUGUGGGGCAAGGGGCCCCUGGCAGAGCCUUGAUCUUCAAACAAGGAGGUCAGAGGGGGCUUGCACUGGGGGCAGGAUGGCAAGUGAAGUCCUGCAGCCCCCCAGCUGUGCGAGAACGAAAAAGAAACCCAGAACAUAGUUAAACACUGAGAUUCAGCUUGUGUUUUUCGAGCCCCUGGGGCUUGGCCAGACUAUAAAGGUCUGGGUUCGGAAGCUGCAGCACAGCUGGUGCUCCCCAGCGAGUGGGGCUGCCGGCAGCACAGGCCGGCCGGGUGCUGCUCCCCAGGGGAUCCCAGGGGAUGUGGCAUUGUAGUCCUCGGGCAUCCCAAAGCACUAGGGGAUGCUAAGUGGAUGCUGUGGGCAUCCACAGCCAGGAAAAUCACGUUAUCAAGCAGGACAAGCUCUGAGCCCACAGGAGCAGUGCUGGAGGCAAGUAGGGGCCAAGUGGGUCGUUGUUUGGGGUAUGCUAAAUUCAGGCAACCCAUGACCAUGCAACUUCCAUGCCUCAGGACGGGCGGCAUGGGCAGGAGGCCGUCAGCACAGUGUGACUGCCUUCUGCCCACUGCGGCUCCAGCAUUGCCAGUGGCGGAGCUGGAGCAUCGCCUGCCACGGCACGAGGCACGGUGCCGGCAGGAUACACAGCUGCACAAGCUGUGCCAUGGAGGGCACUCCAGGCGAAAUGUGUGGGGAAAGAAAAGGAGUUUCUAUAGCCAGUGGCGCACUAGGGAGCGUGGCGUUUUGCUCAGGCUUUGCCUCCCAGCCCCAAGAACCAGGCACCUCGCUCCAGCUGUGCUGGGGAGGAAACGCCGCCUCUGGCACGGGCCCAGCUGCGACUUGCCCUCCCGUGCUGGCAUCGGCAGGGCUGGCGAUGCCACCUGCUUCCCUCCCUCACAUGCCUGCCUGUGGCUCCAUUCCCCUGGAGCCAGUGCCUGGGCAGCAGGAGCAUGGGAGCCUGGCCAGCAUCCAAGGGGCUUUAUAACCAGCAAGGUCACUCGGCUCAUCUCCCACGGGAUGGAGCAGCGAGCACCCCCCCAGAGAGGGGGAGGCACACCAAGAGCUGCAGCUGCACCAGGCAUAGGUCACAUCACAAUGCCAGGGCUGUGCCAGGUCAGUGGCAGACCCAAAGAGCAGCUGCUGAGCAGCACAGUGUGUCUGCCACCUCCCAUCGGGGACACCACCACAUCACCUCCAGGGAUGUCCCCAAGAGCUUUGGGGUGUGGAGUGGCACGUGCAGCAGCAUCCUCCAGCCAGCUCCACAGGUGGGGAUCUGCCCCAUUCCCUGACUGACUGGGCAGGGCAAGGAGUCCCCUGGGUGCUGGCAUACAGGUGCCACCCAUGCCUUUUCUUCUGCCCUCCCUGCAUACCUCUCCCUGUCCCCUUGUCACCCAGGCUCAGCACUGAGCCAGCACUGCCCCAUGGCCCUGCUCCAUCCCUGGGAGUAGCUCUGGCCAUGCCCCAUCCCCACCCUGGUCUCUCCAGGAAUGGGUGCUGGUUUUGCUCUGCUCGCUGUCCCCUCCUGCAGGGCAGUGGGGAGCCCCCUGGUCAUGGACCCCAACAGCAUCUGCCGCAAGACGAAGCGGCUGGCGGGGAAGCAGGCGGAGCUGUGCCAGCUGGAGCCAGAGAUAGUGCAGGAGGUGGCCAAGGGCACCAAGCUGGGCGUCCGGGAGUGCCAGUACCAAUUCCGCUUCCGCCGCUGGAACUGCACCAGUCACAGCAAGUACUUCGGCAAGAUCCUGCAGCAGGAUAUCCGGGAGACAGCCUUCGUGUAUGCCAUCACGGCAGCGGGGGUGAGCCACGCCAUCACGCAGGCCUGCAGCAUGGGCGAGCUGCUGCAGUGCAGCUGUGAGCUGACGCGGAGCCGGGCUCCCCCCUCACCCACGGCGGGUCCGGGCACCGAGGGCACGGCCUGGGAGUGGGGGGGCUGCGGGGAUGACGUGCAGUUCGGCUAUGAGAAAUCCCAGCAGUUCAUGGAUGCCAAGAGCAAGAAGGGCAAAAAUGACAUCCGAGCUCUUAUUGACCUGCACAACAAUGAAGCUGGGCGCUUGGCGGUACGGAGCUACAUGAGGACAGAGUGCAAAUGCCAUGGGCUGUCAGGCUCCUGCACCCUGCGGACCUGCUGGCGGAAGAUGCCCCAUUUCCGCGAGGUGGGGGACCGCCUGCUUGAGCGCUUCAACGGGGCUUUCAAGGUGAUGGGAGGCAACGAUGGGAAAACCCUCAUCCCCGUGGGUGAUAACAUCAAGCCUCCCGACAAACAGGACCUCAUCUACUCGGCUGACUCACCGGACUUCUGCUCGGCUAACCGUAAGACGGGCUCGCUGGGCACCCGGGGCCGCGUCUGCAACAGCACAGCCAUGGACACCAGCGGGUGCGACCUGCUGUGCUGCGGGCGAGGGCACCGGGAUGAGACGGUGGUGCUGGAGGAGAACUGCCUUUGCCGCUUCCACUGGUGCUGCGUGGUGCAGUGCCGCAAGUGCUCCGUCCGUCAGGAGCUCAGCCUCUGCGUCUGAUGGCCUGGGGUCAGGCAAGGACAAUUUGGGGGGGCCACCCCCAGGCUCACGCUGCAGCCCCCCCGGGACAGAGACAGGCUGCGCCGGUGGCAGGGACAACGUGGGUGAGCCCAGCUCUGCACCCUGGGGAUUCCCGGUUUCCCUGGGGGACAGUGUGGGGCUGCCUGGCAUCCCCAUGGCCCCCGCGGUGGGGACUGCGGGCACAGAGCUUCCACUAAUAAAGCUAUUUAAAGCCA
Strigops habroptila (Kakapo) is the source of this 3177-nucleotide messenger RNA. It is a transcript of the gene WNT6, whose product is annotated as Wnt family member 6. The record is from RefSeq and is a predicted model, not a curated record. Gene Ontology annotation, molecular function: frizzled binding; cytokine activity. Gene Ontology annotation, biological process: multicellular organism development; canonical Wnt signaling pathway; neuron differentiation. The transcript has 3 exons. Gene Ontology annotation, cellular component: extracellular region. Lineage: Eukaryota; Metazoa; Chordata; Aves; Psittaciformes; Psittacidae. The coding region runs from base 1916 to 2941 and encodes 341 amino acids.